Molecule: messenger RNA, 1123 nt
Organism: Cajanus cajan (pigeon pea)
Lineage: Eukaryota; Viridiplantae; Streptophyta; Magnoliopsida; Fabales; Fabaceae
Biological process (GO): sterol transport
Cellular component (GO): membrane
Molecular function (GO): sterol binding
Source: RefSeq, a predicted model, not a curated record
GUUCACCCAAUAACUGAUGUAGUAUUGAGAACCAAACCCUAAACCUGCGCAAGAGCCCUCUCCGCGAAGAACUCACUCUUCUCGCUUUGAGGACGCGCUAUACGGCCUCUAUUAGUGCCGCAGCGACCUUGCCAUGCCGGAUUGCACCACCUGCGUCGCGCGUGCCGUCACGCGUGCCGACGACAUCUGCCACCAGACCUGCGACGGUGCCGUGCAGCUCGACAGAAGAUUGCUAAUUGAAGAUUGCUCCAAUGGAAGAAGCAAGUUCAAUCUGCUCGUGCAAAUCAAAACUGUCGCCGACACCUUCCACAGGCUCACCAGAGAACUCUCCACGCUCCUCGAUGUUUUCCCUCUCCAAGAACUCCACCUAAACGAUGACCUUCGGGAACUCGUUAUCCUCCUGCAGAAACAGUGCUCUGAAUCCAUACCGUUCAUCGAAGCUGAACAGAUUUCUUGUGUUGGUGUUGAUAACAUGUGCAUAAUCGUAGAUGUUGUGAAACGGCAACCCUUAGGUUUAUUAACUGAAGAAAAAAUAAGCAAUGCAAUGGGUGAAGUUGGACCUUCAAUAACACUGGCCAGCUUAUCAGAGAUUCUAGCAUUUGUUGUAAGAUCAUUUGUUUCUAUGCCAACAUGCCGUGUUUUCUCCAUGAUUGUAGCUUUGGCGGUUCUACUGGACUUCCUGCUACAGAUUACUGCCUUUGUAGCUUUGGUUACAUUAGACUUUAAUGCUUCAACAUGAAAGGACUUUCAUGUAAUGAAACAUCAAACAUGUUAAGGAUAUAAUUCACUCUUAAGUAUCCACCUUUGUAGGCAAUAGGCAGGAAAGAGAUGGAUUGCCGACACGAUAUAUGAAGAAACAAUAUGCUGCUUUGGUGUGGAUUUCUUGACCUCUAAAGGAUGAAGAUUUUCAAUGUGUUUCUUCUCUCAAGGAUUUGGUGAGCUUUUAUGUUGUGUAUUUCUUGUUAUCAAACUUGUAUUUUGUAAAAAAAGUUUAACAUACAAAAGCAUCUCUUGUGUUGUUGUUUGAUCUUUUUUGCAAGUCUGCAUAAUUCGAUUUAGGCUGAGUAGUUCUCAAAAUUGUGUCUGUCUACUUUUGUAAUGCAUGUUGAUUUUAAUUCUGUCA